Bombyx mori (domestic silkworm) is the source of this 5785-nucleotide messenger RNA. RefSeq names its product apterous (gene ap). NCBI's taxonomy places the organism in Eukaryota, Metazoa, Arthropoda, Insecta, Lepidoptera, Bombycidae. Gene Ontology annotation, biological process: regulation of transcription by RNA polymerase II; neuron differentiation. Gene Ontology annotation, cellular component: nucleus. The transcript has 7 exons. Bases 272 to 1321 code for a protein of 349 amino acids. Gene Ontology annotation, molecular function: DNA-binding transcription factor activity, RNA polymerase II-specific; RNA polymerase II transcription regulatory region sequence-specific DNA binding. The record is from RefSeq and is a predicted model, not a curated record.
UCGCCCUCUCAGAUGUCUGUCGGUCUUGAACAGUGCCGCGUUAAAUUUUCGAACAGUUGAAUGCGUAUUGUAAAACCGCCUGACGGCAUACGGACGCGCGACGUUGCCAGAUCACCGGAGAGCAGAGCCUGAGGAAUCUCGCUUCAAUACAAUCGAACAAAAAACAUAUAAAAUGCCUUUACCGAACGGCGAAGCGGUGAAACAAGAGGAAACAGACCUUGUUAUUUGAGACAAAGAGACCAGUUCGGAGGGCACGACGGAGCAGGAAGCCAUGCUGAAGGAACGCGAGAGCUCAGAAGGAUCCCCCGGGGCACCAGACGAGUGCGCAGGCUGCGGAGGCAAAAUACAAGAUCGAUAUUACCUCCUAGCUGUGGAUCGUCAGUGGCACGGAUCCUGCCUGCGCUGCUGCGAAUGUCGUCUGCCUUUAGACACCGAACUGACUUGCUUCUCACGGGAUGGAAACAUAUAUUGCAAAGAGGAUUAUUACAGGUUGUUUUGCGUGAAGCGUUGCGGCAGAUGCUGUAAUGGUAUCACUGCCAAUGAGCUCGUGAUGCGAGCCAGAGACCUGGUCUACCACCUCAACUGCUUCACUUGUGUCGCUUGCGGGACUCAGCUUUCUAAGGGGGAUGUGUUCGGAAUGAAAGGUGGUCUGGUAUACUGUCGUCCUCAUUACGACACCGCUUGCUUGGAUGACUACUGCGAUGAAGAAAUGACUAACGGUUAUAGGUGUCAAGAUAUGCACAAUGGCGGAAACUCACCCCAGUACUAUAGUGGAGGUUCAACUCCAAAAGGUCGGCCGAGGAAGAGAAAGAUACCCCACGGCUCUCCGGACGAGCUACAAGCACAAACCAUACGGAUGGCCAGCUCCGCUCUAGAAAUCCUGCAUCGUGGCGAUCUGUCUUCAUCCAUGGAGUCUCUGGCUUAUGACUCUUCAGUGGCCUCUCCAGGCAGCGUUUCUAGCCACACGCAAAGGACCAAGCGAAUGCGAACCAGCUUCAAGCAUCACCAGCUACGGACCAUGAAAUCUUACUUCGCAAUCAACCAGAACCCUGAUGCGAAAGACUUAAAGCAAUUGGCCCAGAAGACUGGACUCUCGAAAAGGGUCUUACAGGUCUGGUUCCAAAAUGCGCGCGCAAAAUGGCGACGUAACAUGAUGAGGCAAGAAACGAACGGGGUUAAUGGUCAUACUUCGAUUGUCCCUGGUAACGGUGGAACACCAAGUAUAGUUCCCACCGCGCUGAUCCUCUCGGAGCCUCUCCAGCCCCUUGAAGAUUUGAGGGUACAUACUCCCCAUCCGAUGGCGUUCAAUGAACUUUACUGACAAAUGGAAAAUCGUCGACUUAAAGAAGUUUGUUGCUGAAAAUACAAUGACAGCCUAUCUACUCACAUAAUUGUAUCAGUAAGAUCUUUUAUAACCACGAAAGGUAAACGAACUCUGAUAUUUAGUGACAGCGAACUUUAAGUGACAUUACUUUAAGUACAUAAUAACAUUAUUUGUUUCACUUAAUGGUUAUAAUCUACUUCAUAUUGUAAAUUAUUAAAGUAUUUUACAAACGCAUUCUCUAUCUCUAUCGGCAGCCAAAUAUCGAAUUUCCCUUUUGGAGAACUUUUUGAUUGAUAAAAAUGAAUCGUCCUAUUAAUCCGUGUUCCAUAUUUAUCUUUUAAAUGGGGUGCUUUGGUUUUACACAGAGAGAAAAAGAAAUAAAAAUACGAAAAUUUUGAAAAUAAAAAGAAAAUUCGAUUUUUGGCUUUAGCGCUUGAGUAUAUAAUAUCUUACCCUCUCGUGUAGGAAACUAGUUUUAGGAUAAGUUUUAUUUUAUAUCAGAAAGUUUGUUAAUUUGACGUCGGGAUAUCUAUAUCAUCUGGCAGACAAUCUCGCGUGUGUUAAACAUACCUGAAACAUUUUCUUUAAAAAAAACCUGUACAUUAUUUUCAUUCAGUUUUUAAUUCUCAAACUAUGAAUUUUAUUUAAUUCCGAAAUCAUCUUAUUAAUCAUAAUAAAAAUAUAUGUAUAACUAAUUCCUGUAAUAAAAGACACUUCUGAUAUUUAAGAUCGUAAAAAAUACUAAAUAUUUUCUAGUGCAUUUAAAACUAUUUAUAUAACAUAUUAAUCUAAAGUAAUUUUGAGGCUUUUAUAUUAGUUUAGAUUUAUAAUUAGUGCGUAAAUUUUCUCCCAGGACAUCAUCGUUUUGGUAAACGUUAACGUGAAUCACGUAUAAGCAGCUAUAGCUGAAGAUAAUAAUAUGACACCUAUCACUUACAUUCCAAAAUAAUUUAAAAUUUAAUAUUCUUAAAAGGACUAUAGGAACUAGUCAUACGUAGAAAGGUAUUUUAUAAUUUUACUAAACAUAAACAAAAAUAUGCAAAUCAGACUGUUUUAAGGUGAUAUUGUUCAAAGAACUAUUGCUAUUUUAAGAUCCUACUCAACAUUUACUAUUAAAUAGAUUACUCAUUAGACAAAAGUGAAUUAUUCUUUGGGCUAUUGACGUAGCCUUCUUUUGUACAUAUCUGACAAAUAAUCGUCUGCUUGCUGACUUGUGACGUCAUAGCUUUCUUAUUACAUAGUGAUCAGGGACUUGCCUACGAUGGUAUUGUGGAUUUUUCCGUUUUCAGGGAAGUUCUCCUAUUAUUUUUUCCGUAAAAGCCGAAUAGUGAGGCCAUUUAAUUCUGUUUAUACAGAUAAAAUAGUAUCAUCAGUGAGCAGUAAUCUUUAUUUUGACUUUUGACGUCAGAAAUCAGUGAACUAAGCGUUUUGGGUUACGCAGGCAAUUAAAAAUUAUUAAGUGUAAAUAAAUUCGAUCCAGAUAGCUAAAAUAUAUCAUUAUUCGAAAGAGAACCAUUUAAGGUUGUCAAGUUUCAACCUGCAUAAUGUUUUCUUGUAUGGAAUGUAUCAGUUAUCAAUGUAGUCAAUUAUCCAAUUUUUUAAGUACUUUGUAUGGAAAUAUGUACUAUUUUUGGUUCUUUUUUUUAUAGCUUAGAUGCGUGGACGAGCUCACAGCCCACCUGGUGCUAAGUGGUUACUGGAACCCAUAGAUAUCUACAACGUAAAUGCGCCACCAACUUUGAGAUAUAAGUUCUAAGGUCUCAAUAUAGUUACAACGGCUACCCCACCCUUCAAACUGAAACGUGUUACUGCUUCACGGCAGAAAUAGACAGGGUGGUGGUACUUACCCUUGCGGACUUAGAAGACGUCUUACCACCAGUAAUUACGUAAAUAAUAAUUGCGUCCUAUCACAAUUCUCUAGAUAAGGAUCACAAAAAAUAUUUGGAAAACUUACUAUUGAUUAUUUUCGUUAUUCAAGCAAGAUUUCAUUCCUGAACAAUGGCUCAAUGUAAAAAAUAAAUCGGUUUUAUAUUACAUUUUAUCCGACAACCAGAAUAAUAUCUAGAUAUUAUUAUACUUUUAUUAGAACUAAUAAAUCAUCAAUUUUAGUUACUUUUGAAGUGAAAACUUCUUUAGAAUCGUUGUGAUUUCAGACCGGAUGCAACGGAAAAAACGACAGGUAAGAGACACAAAUACAAAAAUGUGUAGGAGGAAGCCAGCAAAGAAUGAGACAGAAAUAUACAUACUAUUUAAUACAGCGCCAUCUGUGAGAUUUUUUAACACUAACGUGUGUAUGAAAGCUCUUGUAGUGAAUUUUAAUUUAGGAUUAUACGUGAAAUUAAAAUAUCAAUUCACAGAGGGCACUACCUUACAAUUAUUUACUAAUGACAACAUUUUACAUAUACUUAAGACGUUUAGGAUAAUUGUAUUUUAAUUUUGGAAGGUUUCACUUCUACCACGUGUGAAUUGCACACAUGUAAUUUUUUUUCAUUCGUGUUUUAUUGGUAUACACUUGAAUGCUAAAACGAUUUAUUCAUUGUAAUUCAUUAUACGCUAAUGCGACAUCAAAAAUAGCAUGAUUAUAUUGCUACAGUAAAACUAUAGUAUUUCGGUUAACUAAGUUUUAAUGGAAUUUAUUUUUUAUAAUUUAUUUAUUCGUGCUCUUUAUGUCGAUAGUUGUGUGUCAUUUAAUAUAUGUACUUAAAUAUGUCCCAAGCCAUUCCUGACAGAUGUUGUAAUCUCGUUGAUAAUAAUAUAAAAAAAAAAAAACAUAAAAGUGUUUGUAAAUUACGUACAUUAAGAUUAUAAUUUUACGCAAAUAAUUUGUACUUUGAAAUUUGAUCCAACAAAUAUGUCAAAACAAAUUUAAUUUAAUUUUUAUUGACAACACAAUAUUCAUGCGAUAUUACAUUAAAGUUUGUCAAAUAAAAGGUGUCACGCAAGACAGUUGACAGUGAUAUAUAUUUUUUAUUUUAUUUAUUCAAUAUGUCGUAGUUUGGAUUUUUUUCUUGGAACACAGGUAAUUGAACUACAUACAUUAUUGCCAGGUUAUAAAAAAAUAUGGCCAAAGGACUUCAACUGGUGGCCAUAUUGUAUAUUUUUAUUAUUAUAUUAGUUAUGCUGCUAUUAUAAGAUGUCACUAAUUGUUCGUUACGUUUUACAACAUAUUAAUUUAUUGUUGUUCAUACAAACGUAAUCUUGUGUGCAACUUAAAGUUGCAUGGUAUUAAAUAAUCUAUUCAAAUAAUGAUAAUGUGGACAGUUUCAGUAUGACAGAAGUGCUUAACCAAGAAUUUAGUAAUAUGUAAACAAGAAUAUUUAACGAAAUGAUUUAUUAUUAUAAUGAAUAAAAUUAAUAUUUGUCAACAGAAUACAUAUAUAAGUUACUCUGGUUACGUUCAGUUUGCUUUUAAAUGUCACAUUUCUUCUUCAUUACCUUAGGUACGGCAAGAGCUUAAUAUGAAUUUUGGAUAUCAGGAAUACCAAGGCCACAGUCCAGAUUAUUGGAGUAUGUGCAGUGAAUGUAAUAUUCAAGACGUACAUAAUGCAUCAAAGAAACUAAUUAGGCCAUAAAAAUUGAUUGCAAGGCUUAAUUUUAAUCUAAUAUUAUGCACAACGAAUAAUUACUAGUCGUGGUACGCAAAAAAUGUCAAGCAUAUAGAAUUUAAAAAAAAAUCACUCACGCACACACACACAUACAUGAAUCGCACAUGAAACUCAUCUUCUUUGAAACAAUAAAAAAAAAUGUUUAAAAUUUAUAUGAAUUUACGCCAAAUAUGUAUAUGUCUAAAAACAAAACAGGUAUUUUUUUUAUCAGUGAACUUAUCAGUGCCAAACCAAUGUUUGUGUAUUCAUAAAAAGUACUGCGCAUAAAACGUGCUAGUUACAACUAAUUUACUGUAACACUAUAUUAUAUACCCAAUAUACAUAUUAUGUGUGUCACGAUUUUUAUAUAUGUCGUUUUAACGAUCGAAUAUUACCUACUUUUGUUCUCUGUGCAAGAAGCUCAAUAGCUGUUUUCGAAUAAUUAACAAAAACAAUAUGAUAUUGUCUCUACUCAGCUUUUGAUGACGAACGUAAAAUGUAUUUGUAUUCAUAUAGGGGGUGUUGGAGUCGUUCUCGAAUGCAUAAGUGAUCCAUAACACGAUCGACGAAACAACUUGUAAGUACUGAUUGUUUCCCGAAUACCGCGCAAUGUAACGCAGCCUAAAAAUCAGAUGACGCGCUAGGUCAGUGACCUCGGGCUUACGCGGCGAAGUGCCGUCGUUCUCUUACCUUACUGAUUCCCGAAAUACAAUCUUACUAAAAGUAAAAGUAUUAACGGUAACGCGGCUUCGAGAACGUUCUCUUUAACGCCAUCUUUAACUAUUUAGUAUUUAAGCGUAGUAUUAUUAGAUACGAAUGUAGGACAGACACAUAUUUAUACAUGAAAAUGAUUUAAUAUAUUAAAAUUCAAUUGUAA